AUGUACGCUGAGCAAGCCAACAAGCUAGCACAAGAUGCGAAACGUAUCCAAGGCCUGCCUCACCUCCCACCAUACGCCGCCACCACAGUCCGAGCAGUAACAAAAGAAGUCCGCGACCUUGACCGCGAAGUCAGCAACCUCCUUCUUCCUUACGGAAACUCCCAAAGCAGCGAUGGCACUCAGAUCAAGAGCAGCUUCAAUCCCGCAGACGAUCCGGCAACAGCUUGCGCCCUACUGGUCAACCACUUAAGCAUGCGCCGCAACAAACGUUGCCUUCUCGCCUACCACCGUGUCCGCACAGAUAAGAUGGAAGAAAUGUGCUGGUCGGGCCUCGACAUCGCCGACCUCCAGUCUGCCACUACCGCCUCCUUCUCUCGAGGACAGAGCGCGGGUGGAAGUGCACCGGCCUCUAGUCUCAGCGCCGAAGAAGAACAAUAUAUGCACCAAUACAGCGAUCUUCUGGCAGCCUACAAAGGCCAAUGGACCGAUAUCGAUCUGACGGGGAGUUUGGAGCCACCGAAGGAUAUAUUUAUUGAUGUCAGGGUGUUGAAAGAUGCCGGCGAGAUCCAGACAGAGUAUGGGAGCAUUACGCUCACGAAGAACAGUCAGUUGCAUGUGAGGCAGGCGGAUGUGCAGAGUUUGAUUCAACAGGGGUACUUGCAGAAGUUGGGGUGA
Recurvomyces mirabilis is the source of this 675-nucleotide messenger RNA. It is a transcript of the gene PSF1, whose product is annotated as DNA replication protein psf1. NCBI's taxonomy places the organism in Eukaryota, Fungi, Ascomycota, Dothideomycetes, Mycosphaerellales, Teratosphaeriaceae. Gene Ontology annotation, cellular component: GINS complex. The transcript has a single exon. Gene Ontology annotation, biological process: DNA strand elongation involved in mitotic DNA replication; DNA replication. The record is from RefSeq and is a predicted model, not a curated record. Bases 1 to 675 code for a protein of 224 amino acids.